Messenger RNA from Bombina bombina (fire-bellied toad), 1418 nucleotides. RefSeq names its product ETS transcription factor ELK4 (gene ELK4). Gene Ontology annotation, molecular function: DNA-binding transcription factor activity, RNA polymerase II-specific; sequence-specific DNA binding. Gene Ontology annotation, biological process: cell differentiation; regulation of transcription by RNA polymerase II. Bases 102 to 1382 code for a protein of 426 amino acids. The transcript has 5 exons. Lineage: Eukaryota; Metazoa; Chordata; Amphibia; Anura; Bombinatoridae. Gene Ontology annotation, cellular component: nucleus. The record is from RefSeq and is a predicted model, not a curated record.
GGCAGCUCCAGACUUGGUGGGCCUAAGCUCCGCCCACGGGUGACAGGACUUGGACAUGGGGGAGUCCGGAACAGCAGAGCGGUGACCCGAGACACCCUGCUAUGGAUAGCGCAAUAACUCUGUGGCAGUUCCUACUCCAGCUCCUGCAGGAGCCUCAUCACAAGCAGGUAAUCUGCUGGACCUCAAAUGAUGGAGAGUUCAAGCUCCUCCAGGCCGAGGAAGUGGCCCGGCUGUGGGGUGUGCGCAAGAAUAAGCCAAGCAUGAACUAUGACAAGCUGAGCAGGGCUCUCCGCUAUUACUAUGUCAAGAAUAUCAUAAAGAAAGUAAAUGGCCAGAAAUUUGUGUACAAAUUUGUUUCAUACCCAGAUAUUCUUACUAUGGACCCUCUGACAUUGGGUCGAGGUGAAGGAGAGACAGAAGGCCAUCAGACUGAAUCUGUCAGUAUAUGCACUGGCAGAGACAAGGAGAACUGUGGUAAAGAGCGAAUGGCAAUACCUCCCACCAAAGCCUCUGGUCGUAAUGACUAUUUACACUCUGGUUUAUACACAUCCUUUACCCUUCAGACUCUGAAUACAGCAGGUGCAAAUCUCUUCAAACCCAUCAAUGUGGAGACUCCUAUUGAGAAAAAAAUUGUACAUGAGUCAGCUUCCUCUGUAAUCAAGUUUGUAACAACACCAGCCAAAAAUCCUGAGCAAGCACAUAGGGUACCCUCCAUCCCUCCUCAGACUCAGGACCCACAUGAAAAACCUGCAGAACCACCACCAAAUAUAGCAAUUCAUUUGGUUGUUCCUUAUCCCACCUCUUCCAUCACCCCAAAUCCCAUGCAUUCUCAACCUACAUCCUCAGUCUUAGAUUCCAACCAGGAUAUUGAUGCAGAUUUGGAGCCUGUGACUUCAACAUCCCUGGAAUUUUCUCAUGAGAUGUCUAUGGAGGUUGAUAAAUCUAAUCCUGAGUCUGAUGCUGAACCGGAGCCAGAACCUGAACUGGAGCCUGAAGCAGAGCCAGAACCAGAACCCUACCUGUUGGACAUGAAAAGCAAGCCUAAAAAACCCAAAGAGCUUGAGUUGGCUCCCACUGUUUUCAUCACAACCAGCGACUCAAACCCUCUGGGUAUCCUCAGCCCCUCACUGCCCACAGCAUCUCUCACACCAGCAUUUUUCUCUCAGACCCCAAUUUUGUUGACUCCCAGCCCCCUGCUCUCCAGCAUACACUUUUGGAGCACAUUGAGUCCUGUGGCCCCUCUCAGUCCAGCAAGACUUCAUGGUGCAAACACGUUGUUUCAGUUUCCUUCGGUAUAUAACAGCCACAUGCCUCUUACCUUAUCAGGCUUUGAUAGCCCGUCAACACCAGGACCCUUUUCUCCUGAUCUGCAUAAAUCCUAGCACAGAAGCACAACAAAGAAGGGAUAAGACAUAAAA